AUUUUGUAAUAAAUUAAUCAAUUAUUUGCGAAUACGUUUAAUUUUAUUAUUAUUACUAGUGUAAUAUCCUAAAAGUGAAUAUUUUGAUUCGUAUAAAUCGGCUGAUAUUGUUUAAGAUCAGAUCUUUUAUGUGCUAAAAUAUAAAGUGUGUAACAACAUGAUAAAGGAAAACAAACUGCUAUUACACAUUACUGUAGUGGUAGCCGCAUUGUCUGUCGGUCUAUGUAAUGUACAGCCUCCUGUAGUCAAUCCGAGUGUCCUGACGCAGUCGAAAAGCCUCGGAGAGUGUCAGGCUUGCAAGUUGUUCAUCGACUCAUUCAAGAAUGGCCUUGAACGAACUGCUAGAGGGAAAUACGAGGGCGGCGAUGCUGCGUGGGAGGAGGAAAAGCUGAAGAAGUCCUACAAACGCAGUGAGAUGCGCCUGAUCGAUAUACAAGAGAGUAUCUGUAAGGAGUCCAAGCACUCUGUUCAGUGUCACCACAUGGCUGAGAAAGCUGAAGAAUUUAUAGAGGAAUGGUGGUCUCAAAAUCCAGAUGAGUCUGAAGACUUGUACACUUAUAUAUGUAUAGAGAAAAUGCAGGUGUGUUGCCCUAAAUUUCACUAUGGGAAAGACUGCACCCCAUGUCCAGGAGAUCACGAGAAAUUAUGCAGUGGUAAUGGGAAAUGUAGGGGUGAUGGAACCCGAAAAGGAAAUGGCACAUGCCUAUGUGAUGCAGGCUAUACAGGGGUGAACUGUGAUCAGUGUGCUUCUGGAUAUUAUUUAGCAUACAAAGAUGAUAGUAAGAUGUUAUGUUCUCUAUGCCACAAGUCGUGUAUGGGUGGCUGCCGUCAAGGUACACAGAAGGAUUGUGUUGCUUGUAAGCCUGGCUUUAUAUUCGAUUCAGAUGAAGGCUGUUUAGAUAUCAAUGAAUGUGAUGAGCCAAACAAAUGUACAAAGGAUCAAUUUUGCCUGAACUCGAUCGGUUCAUUUGCAUGUAUGAAUUGUGAUAAAUCCUGUAACGGUUGCCAUGGCGAUGGGCCAGAUAUGUGCAGGAAAUGUGCGAAAGGCUACUCUAAGAAAGGAGAGUUCUGUAUAGCAGAUCGUGAAGACGAGGACCAAUCUGAGAAGCUGACAACAACACGGUACAUGACCUAUGUGGGUUUGCUUAUUGCCACUGGAAUACUGCUGCCGAAAUCUACCUCCCUGGGAAGCUUGGUCGGUGCAAUGGUCCUGUCAUACAUUGUUGGUGCUGAAUAUUACUGCAUGAUAAACGGCCACACAGGCCUCGUUAAUCUGAAAGACUUUGAUUUGAUACAAUUAUUUCGUACCUAAAAUGUAACUGUAAUUGUACCAAUAGUACUAAGUUGUAAAUUAUAUGAUAAUAAAUUAUUAUUUAUAAUGACAAUUAUGUGAUAUUUUCUGCAUACAUUUGGUUGAAUGUUAAGUAUUAAGUUUUGUGUUUAUGUGAUAUUAAAAUAUGUGAAAUAGUUUUAUGUUUAUGUAUUAACCAUUUUUUCAUAUUGAAAACGAUAAAUAUAAUCCUACUACACAUAAAAAAAAAAAAUUUGGAUUGAAUCAGUUUGAAUAACAAAUAUUUUUUUUUUACAACACGGGGCAAACGGGCAUGCGGCUCACCUGAUGGUAAGUGACUACCGCCGCCCAUGAUCACCCACAACACCAGCGGCAUUGCAGGUGUGCUGCUGGCCUUUUAAAAAGUGUAAAAUAUUCAGUGUUUUGUUUCUUUGUUGCAAGUUAUAACUAAUAAUAUUAAUAUUUAUUGUAAAUAAGGGGUUUACUUGGUUUUGUAAUUUAUUAAAUUUAUUCUUUAUAGUACUCGGAAAUGCAGUAAUAAUUAUAGUUCGAGACUGGUGAACUUAUGUUUAAAUGAGAUCUCUUUCGGUCAACAGUAACUAACUACAUCUUCACUUCGUAUUGUGAAUCGUUUUUUUAUAAAUAAUAUUUAU
Molecule: messenger RNA, 1944 nt
Organism: Galleria mellonella (greater wax moth)
Lineage: Eukaryota; Metazoa; Arthropoda; Insecta; Lepidoptera; Pyralidae
Product: cysteine-rich with EGF-like domain protein 2
Exons: 3
Coding region: 158-1312 (384 amino acids)
Molecular function (GO): calcium ion binding
Source: RefSeq, a predicted model, not a curated record